CAUGGCGGGCAGGCGGUCUUACGAGUUGGAACAGUGACACGUCACAACUGUACACGUGACCCGUGUCACCUGCGCAAGAAGGCGGAAGUAGCUGAUCCGGCAGCAGCUGACGUUGGAGAGUGAGGGGCAGACGGCAGACUGGGACCUGAUCGGCGGGGAAAAUGAUUUCGGAAGGAGGCUCUUUUAUGCGGGGCAUGCUGAUAGGAGGUGCGUUUUGUCUAGUGGUUACUCUUCUUGGACACAUAAAGUUGAACCAUGAACCUACAGCCCCCCAUGAACACCACCACAUCCAGGCACCUAAUAAGGAGGACGUGUUGAAGCUUUCAGAUGCAGAACGAAUGGAGUUGAGUAAGAGCAUGCGGGUCUACUGUAUUAUACUUGUGAAACCCAAAGACCUGAGCCUGUGGGCCGCUGUCAGAACCACAUGGAGCAAGCACUGUGACCAGGCGGACUACUACAGCUCUGAACAGGUCAAAGUCUUUGAAUCCAUUUCGGUUGACAGCAGUGACAUGUGGAUUAUGAUGAGGAAAGCUAUCCAAAUGGCAUAUGAGAAACAUCAACAGGAGUUUAACUGGUUUUUUAUCGCUCAACCCUCCACUUUCGCCAUCAUUGAAAAUCUAAAGUAUUUUCUUUUGAAGAAAAAUCCGUCGGAACCUUUCUACAUUGGGCAUACUGUAAAAGAUGGAGAUUUAGAUUAUGCUGAUUUAGCAGGUGGUAUUGUGCUAAGUAUCGGAUCAGUAAACCGGCUUAUCAGUGUCAUGAAUGAACCGGAUAAGUGUCCAGAAACAGGUGGCAUAAUAUGGAAAGUUCCUGGAGAUAAGCAAUUGGCCAUGUGCCUGAAGUAUAAAGGAGUGGUUGCAGAAAAUGCUGAAGACUCUGAAGGGAAGAACGUCUUCAACACUAAAUCUGUAGGAACCUUAAUAAAGGAAGCCAUGGCAAGUGAUCCUCAAAAAGUUGUCGAGGGCUGUUGCUCAGACAUGGCGAUCACAUUCAGUGGACUAGCUCCAAACCACAUGCAAGUUAUGAUGUAUGGUGUGUACAGGCUACGAGCCUUUGGGCACAGCUUCAACGAUGCGCUGGUGUUCUUACCACCUCCUAACUCUGAUAAUGACUGAAGAGCAGAACGUCUUCUCCAUCCACUGCAGUAAUACCUACACUGUAGAGUAUUUAAUCCUGACUUCUGGAGGGAAGGACUUUAGAAGAAACCAAUCAUAUAUGGUGGCUAUAUUUAUUUAACAGAAGACCAUAUCUGGGAGGUAGUACUUGAUCUGUGUACAUUUGUAAUUUACAUUUCCUUUUCUGUACAGUAUAGACGUCUUUUGAUAAGGUCAGGACUGCAAAAAUACUUGUUUUACUACACAAACUUCAACUGAUUUUACAUGGUGAUGACUUUUGCACUCAAAUUCUAUUUUUCUACUUCAUAAAGAACUGGGUUCAUAUAUCGGGUGGUAAGCAAGCUUUGUACAAUUCGUCAUGCUGCUCCCUAUGGGAGAGUGUAAAUGACCUUACGUGUCUGUCACCUAGAUCGUACAUGGGUGGUGUUGCCAAAUGACGUUUUUUUGUGUUAAAGUGUACUUUCUUACAUUCCCUUACUACCACAAGGCUCUAACUCCAUUACCUCAUACACAUGACUCCUAUAACAAGCAUAGGGCUGCUUCGUAUAAUAGCGUUAGUACAUAAGAUGUCUCCUGUCACAACCUCCUAGUAUUUCAGAUGUUUCAUUGACAGUAUUUCUAAUAGCUGGAGCACUGGUGUCGUCUUCAUUUUCAUGUCAAAUACAUAAGGCUGGUGAAUAAGUAAUGUAGGGGCAUUACAUCUUCCCCUUCUGCACCAUUGUCUUUUGGUGAUGUAAGGAUAUGUAAGCUCAAUGAACAUGUUUUAUUACGUACAUAUCUAUUGUGGACAUGUGUAACUAUGAUGUAUGUGAUAUGUUUUUGACAUACUCUCUUUGUAGAUUCUGUUAACCGAAUUGUUUUCCAUUACUGGCAUCUGUCAGAGAAAACACCCAUCAUGGGUGUAAUGGUUCCGUUACAAAAGAACAGAAGCCAUGAAGGCAGUGUGAACAGAGCUUUAUUCACAGUUUCUGGCUAGCUUUUAAUCAAAUCUGUCAUGAGCAGGGCUCAAGUGCUACAGGAACGUGUGGGAACUGAGUUCCUGCACUUUUUCCACAGCAGGAAUGCUGUUGCCAUUAGAAGUAGUCCUUCAGGACCAGCUCUUGAGUGUAAUUCUUGAAUGAGUUCCCUCACUUUUUUUUCCCCAGGACUUGACCCCUGGUCAGGAGGCAGCAUGCAGUAGGGACAGGUUCUUUGUGACAACCAUAGUUUAAACAGGAACAGUGAUCAGACAAGGCUUGUCUCCACCUGCUGGGUUUGUUGUACAAGUCUCUACAGAGAAACAAGUACAAUGGUCCCUCAACAUACGAUGGUAAUCCGUUCCAAACGGACCAUCGUUUGUUGAAACCAUCAUAUGUUGAGGGAUCUGUGCAAUGUAAAGUAUAGGACAGUGGUCUACAACCUGCGGAGCUCCAGAUGUUGCAAAACUACAACACCCAGCAUGCCCGGACAGCCAACGGAGUUGUAGUUUUGCAACAUCUGGAGGUCCGCAGGUUGAAGACCACUGGUAAUGGAGGUUAUACUCACGCGUCCCCGCCACUCCGGACCAUCACCGCUGCCCUGGAUGUCGCCUUCCAUCGCUGUCCCUGGGGUGUCCCCGACGCUCCGGCAAGGCCUCUGCUUCCCCGGCAUUCUCGCUCUCCGUCGCCGCCAUCACGUCGCUACGUACGCCGCUCCUAUUGGAUGAUGGGACGGCGUGCGCGGCGACGUGAUGACGACGAUGGAGAGCGCCGACGAUGCAGGGGAUCCCGAAGAGGACGCGCCGGAGCCUCGAGGACAGGUAAGUGAUCGUCAGCGGACCACACGGGGCACCGUAAACGGCUAUCGGGCGGCAGCUGAAGCAGUCUGCACUGUCGGAUAGCCGUUUAUGCGAUGGCCCCGACCUACAAAAGCAUCGUAUGUUGAUGCUGCCUUCAACAUGCGAUGGCCUCUGAGAGGCCAUCGUAUGUUGAAAUGAUCGUAAGUCGGGGGGGGGGGUCACUGUAUAGAGACCGGUCAAUCAAACCCAGCUGGGUGAGGAGAAGCCGUCAAGAACUUCUCAGAUGCCCUUUCACCGAUUUCAGCUAAACUGAGUCCUCUGAAAUGCCACAGCUUUUCUGAGUCCAUUGUGGCUGGUUGGAUUGAGGACAAUGUGGUUCUGUGGUCCACAGGAGUAGUCCAGCAUAAUAAAACUUGUCAGAUUGCUGGGGGUCCGACCACUGGGACCCCACAGAGAUCUCCCACAUGGCACCUCUGUUCUCUGCAUGAUUGAUGUGUGUCGACACGUCCCCUCCAUGCAUCUCUAUAGGAUAUAGCCAAACGCUGUAUCUCUGCCUCUCGCACAGAGAUACAUGGAGGGGACAUGUUGGCCACCGCUUCAUGCCAUGGUCAGCACACCUUCAUUCAUGAGGAGAGCGGAGUGCCUGCAGAUAGGGGAUAAGUUGUAAAGAGGACUGGUUAGCUCUCCUGACAUGUCUGUUUUAGUAAAUCCUUGUAUUCUUCGUGAAAUAAUUCUGGAUCAUAUUUUUUUUAAUGCAUCAUGCCAUUCCUCUGUUAUUCCUCCUAAAAGUAUGCAUGGCCACUAGAGGUUGUACUGAUACAACAUAGCACAUGUUGGACCGUACCAGAGUAUAGGGACAUUCUUCAUUGACAAGGGGAAAGGUAACGCCCAUUUGUCAAUUUAUUUACAAACUUCCUAAAAGGAAUAAAAGAGGAGCAACACAAUGCAGAGUUCUUAGCAAAGAUGCUGUAUGAAAAAGGGGAAAAAAUGAUUACUCUCCUCUAGCUUAAUCUAAUAUUUACUAUUAGAUGCGAAGGUAUCAAUUAUUUAUAUCUUUAUUUAUUACAGUAUAAAUGAUAUUAGACCAAGCUAGAGUAAUUGUUUUUCAAUAUGGAGAAUGUACCGCUGACUCGCAUGGCCCCGACCCGGAGAUCCAGCAGCUGCAACUUCAGAUACAAUUUCUUACUUUAUUGGUGCUUCAGGACUUCUCUAAACACAUUUAGAUCCUUUCCGGAUAUAUGUCAGAGUGGAUUGAAAUGCGUCAAGCGCAAUCCUUGUGCUUUUAUUUUAAGUUGCGGGUGCCUAGUUCUUCAUUAACAGUACUUGGCUUUACUUUUCUUCCUAAUUCUGUUGUGAUGUCUAUCUUUAUUUGCAUAUAUACUUUCUCCGGCACGCAAUGGCACUAAACCUGCCCCCUUCGGCCAAUAACCCUGCCCCUUCAUGGACAUGCUGAUGGAAAGGAGAAUAAUAUUUAUAAAGGGGAGGAGGUAUUGUCCAAAGGGGCAAUGUUAUUGUCGGAGCAGGCGGGAGAAAGCAUUCACAUCCAGCAGCAGCCAGCUCUAGUGCAGUUAUGGAGUAAAAAGCAUAUUAGCAACAAGAAGAAUAUCUCCUGAACAUCUGCAUCGAUUUUUAACCCCGUUUAUUCAGGCUAGUGCGGCCAUACUAGAAGUGCUUCUUGCAGAAGUCCCUAAAGUGCACAGAUGGUAGACAAUGGGGUUCGGUGUAGUGAUAGGUAGGUAGAUGUGUGUUCACAGGACAAAUGGUAAAUAAGAGCUUUAUUUUAAAGAGGUCCUCUGUGAUUAAUACAUAAUGCUAAUGUAACUCUCUACCUAGCAUUGCUGAAUGAUUUCUGCAUAUACUGUCCAUGCUGAGAUUAUGGUACUGUAUUUGUUUGUGCAUCUCUUACGGUCGCACUGGAUGUAUUGAACUCUUUACACAGUGCAAUCUCAGUCUGUGCAUUAAAGGGGUACUCUGCUGCUCAGCGUUUGGAACAAACUGUUCCGAACGCUGGAGCUGGCGCCAGGAGCUCCUGACAUCAUAACCCCUCCCACUCAUGUCACACCACACCUCAAUGCAAGUCUAUGGGAGGGGGCGUGACUGCUCUCACGCCCCCUCCCAAAGACUUGCUUUGAGGGGGCGGGGUUAUGACAUCACGAGCUCCCGACUCCAGCUUUCGAGAGCAGUUUGUUUGAAACGCUGAGCAGCGGAGUACCCCUUUUAAGAAGGAGCCACAGUUCUAACCGUCUCAUUGGUAUAAUGUAUCUCAAAUGUAUAAUGUGAACUUAGAUAAAGUUUCCUGUAGUGGGAUGAGUUAUAGGGGUUGUCCCAAGAAUUAAUAAUAUAGAAGAAACAAUCUUUUUCCUUCCCAAGUUAACACAGUAUCAGAAUUUGAUUUUAAACUAUUGAAAACUUGGCCUUAUCUACUUUAUUAUGCAGACAACAAGUUCUGGAGCGGUGGCUUUUUUUUUUUUUAGAACUUCUUUUAAGUUUGCCCUUGGUCUGACCAUCAUUCCUAUGGUAGCUGGUCACAUGUUAAAAAUAUCUGCUAAAACGGGAAUAUUUGACUUAAAAGGGGUACUCCGCUGCUCAGCGUUUGGAACAAACUGUUCCGAACGCUGGA
Molecule: messenger RNA, 5491 nt
Organism: Hyla sarda
Lineage: Eukaryota; Metazoa; Chordata; Amphibia; Anura; Hylidae
Gene: C1GALT1C1
Product: C1GALT1 specific chaperone 1
Exons: 2
Coding region: 162-1115 (317 amino acids)
Molecular function (GO): N-acetylgalactosaminide beta-1,3-galactosyltransferase activity
Source: RefSeq, a predicted model, not a curated record